Messenger RNA from Xyrauchen texanus (razorback sucker), 2024 nucleotides. Its product is annotated as ras-related protein Rap-1A. NCBI's taxonomy places the organism in Eukaryota, Metazoa, Chordata, Actinopteri, Cypriniformes, Catostomidae. Gene Ontology annotation, biological process: cellular response to cAMP; Rap protein signal transduction; negative regulation of synaptic vesicle exocytosis. Gene Ontology annotation, molecular function: GTP binding; GDP binding; GTPase activity. Bases 462 to 1019 code for a protein of 185 amino acids. The transcript is spliced from 9 exons. Gene Ontology annotation, cellular component: plasma membrane. The record is from RefSeq and is a predicted model, not a curated record.
AGUGUAUUUGGUUGGACAGUAAGGCUCUUUUUUGUUUCUUCUAUCUCCGUCUCUUUAUUUUCUUAGCUAAACAGAACAAAAUAUUUUUGCACACUCUGAAAACUUCCACACCGAAUCUUGUAGAGCAAUCAUCACAAAAUAGUUCUGAUUCAGCUGUACAAUGUGAAGCAAGAAUCGUCUGACCACGCACAGAUUUCUGGACAGUUUCUCCUCUAUAUACAAUUUUAAACUACAGAGCAGCUGUGGGCCUGUUUCUUGUAACUCACGAUGGAGACUAAACAACUGAUCAUUGAUUUCAAAUGAAAAAGUAGCUUUCAUUCACGGUGCCUUUUUAACCCGUCCGUGACUGCACGUGUCAGACCAGUCGUCCGCACCCUGAGAGUGACGUCUGCAUUCUUGAGACCGGGGUCGGAGAGCGUGCGGCGGAACACGCGUACACGGCCUCAGCAGAGUGACCAACCAUGCGUGAAUAUAAACUUGUGGUCCUUGGCUCUGGGGGCGUGGGGAAGUCUGCACUGACAGUCCAGUUUGUACAGGGAAUAUUUGUUGAAAAAUAUGAUCCCACAAUAGAAGACUCCUAUAGGAAGCAAGUUGAAGUGGAUGCACAGCAAUGUAUGCUAGAAAUCCUGGAUACUGCAGGCACAGAACAGUUCACAGCAAUGAGGGACCUGUACAUGAAGAACGGUCAGGGUUUCGCUCUGGUUUACUCCAUCACAGCACAGUCCACUUUUAAUGACCUGCAGGACCUACGAGAGCAGAUUCUGAGGGUUAAAGACACAGAGGAUGUGCCAAUGAUUUUGGUUGGAAAUAAGUGUGAUUUAGAGGAAGAGAGAGUGGUUGGGAAAGAGCAGGGUCAGAAUCUCGCUCGUCAGUGGAGUAAUUGUGCCUUUCUUGAAUCUUCUGCCAAAUCAAAGAUCAAUGUCAAUGAGAUCUUUUAUGACCUGGUUAGACAGAUAAACAGAAAGACGCCGGUGGAGAAGAAGAGAACAAAAAAGAAGUCAAACUGCGUCCUACUGUAACACAACUGCAGAGCAUGACUGCAGCAGCUCUGAGCCAGAAUGCCAAAAUGAAGAACUGUUGCCCAGCUGGCCAACAUUCCAGUUCCUCUCUACAGUUAUUGACCAAACGGUCAAUAAGGCAGAACACCAUAGACUCCUGGACUAAUAUACAUAAGACUUGACAGAAAAAGAGAAAUGAAGCCUCUGCCUUUUCUUCCAGAACAGUCUUGCAAAUUUACUUCCCCCUCUUUGUCUACAGUUAUUUCUGAAGGAGAUUCCACAAUGAGGAUCUGUGUCUGAAGGAGAAUCUAUGUCUGUGAUGGGGCGAGGGGGUUUAGGACUUAAUAACUACAGAGAGAAUGGAGACAUUUCAAACCAUUUUAAUGUUUAUAAAAUGAUCAGAAAUGUUUUUUUUUCAUUGUUUGGACCUUCAUUAAUCAUUUGUACAGAGAAGGAGCUGUGUGUACUUCAUUCUUUAGAAAAGGUUCAACCUUUUUUUACCCUGAGUGUCUAGGUUUCUGAUGACUCACAGCUUUCAUAUUCCCCAUAAUAGGCUUGAAUUCUUUUUUUUUUAUUAUUAUUAUCUAGAGAAACUGUGGAAAAUUGAAAACUGUUUUGUAGUGGUAAGAUGAAAGUAACAAGAAAUUUGGUUCUGUGUAUCUUAAAGAUAAAGAUAUAUUGUACUAAAGCCAAUGCUGAAAUGAUCUUUUAUGUUCUUUCACAAUCAGAAUGACAUUAAUUUUCCAGCUUUUAAAGAUAAUGACAUUUUUGGUUGUAUUUUGUUGAUGGCUGUAGCUCAGCCUGGGAGGAAUACCGUUUUGAGCCUGAGAAGGAGAAGAAUGAAAUCUGAUCUAUAACCCACAGAUGACUUCUCUUACAACGGCUAAACCAAUAAUCAGUUGUCAGUUCUUGACACUUAAUUUGCCAUGUUAAAUCAGUCUUGAUGUUUUACUUUAAGUUCUUCAUUGUUCUACUCCAUGGUUAUGUUAAGCAUUUCAAGCAAAGUGUGUCUGAUUAACUUUUAAU